GCCCCCGUUGCUUUCUCGAAAAAAAAAAUCUGACGCUGUUUUGUUGGGUCAUGCUGUAGUUGUGGGCAGUCGUGGCGUGGAGGCAGUGAUGGCGGCUCGUGAGGGCGUGCGAUCCGGAAUGGACGGAGAUUUUGCACCGGAUGUCCCUCGCAUAUUGGAACUACUGCAGACGAUCUCGUUCCCCACCGAUCUCCCCCAGCGCCCGCCGCUCUCCACGCGCUCGGCCCGUGCGCCGCCCUCCACGCUCCCCUGCCCAGCUGCAGCUCGAGUCCGGCUGGUGCGGCAGCACCCUCCCUUCCCACGACUUCUCUGUUCUCUCCCUCGGCCUCGGUCUUCCUUUCCUAGCGGCGACGACAGGGCGAGUUGCGCUGCCCGUUGUUCAUCGACCGACGGGCGCUUCGCCGGCGACGAACAUCCGACAGGGGUGCGGUGAAUCUUAGGAGGAACCAUUCGCCAUGUCGACGGCGCUCAAGGCCUUCCUGAACAGCCCGGUCGGCCCCAAGACCACCCACUUCUGGGGUCCCGUCGCAAACUGGGGUUUCGUCCUUGCGGGUUUGGUUGACAUGAACAAACCUCCUGAAAUGGUAUCUGGCAAUAUGACAGCAGCCAUGUGCGUGUACUCAGGACUCUUUAUGAGGUUCGCAUGGAUGGUACAGCCGCGGAACUACUUGCUUCUGGCAUGCCAUGCAUCCAAUGAAUCAGUCCAGCUGUACCAGUUAUCUCGGUGGGCUAGAGCCCAGGGGUAUCUGGAGAAGAAAGAACCAGAGCCUCAACAGUGAAAGAGUGUAUAAACUGCAUUUACCUUCCCAAUAAGAAUAGCUACUGCCGCUACAGUUUUGAAUGCUCAAUCUAGUACACAAAUACCAGAAAACCAAUUCUACGCCAUAUGUAGUGUUACAAGUGUUUUCCCUCUUUUCGUGGCGCUCCUGUCUCGGAAUCCAACUUCGUUGACGAUCGUGCUCAUGUCUCAUUUUUCUUUUUGAUCUGAUGGCUGUAAAACACACAUCACAUGGUUUGGAAAAAAAUGAUGAUCCCAAUCUC
Messenger RNA from Setaria italica (foxtail millet), 1041 nucleotides. RefSeq names its product mitochondrial pyruvate carrier 1. The record is from RefSeq and is a predicted model, not a curated record. The transcript is spliced from 5 exons. Bases 456 to 779 code for a protein of 107 amino acids. Gene Ontology annotation, biological process: pyruvate import into mitochondria. Gene Ontology annotation, cellular component: mitochondrial inner membrane. NCBI's taxonomy places the organism in Eukaryota, Viridiplantae, Streptophyta, Magnoliopsida, Poales, Poaceae.